This is a messenger RNA of Aaosphaeria arxii CBS 175.79, 165 nucleotides long. RefSeq lists its product as uncharacterized. The record is from RefSeq and is a predicted model, not a curated record. The transcript has 2 exons. Lineage: Eukaryota; Fungi; Ascomycota; Dothideomycetes; Pleosporales. Bases 1 to 165 code for a protein of 54 amino acids.
AUGCGAAGUCGAGUCGGUGAGCGAGGCCUCUAUCGCCUCUUGGGCUUUGGCGGAGGCGGCUUCGGCGUCCCCGUAGUAUCGUACGCACCACGGCCCAUGUUGGAGGAUUCGGAUUCUCUGAGGAUCAUUUUGAAAUUUGGUCUUCUGUGGAAUGACAAGCACUGA